Phalaenopsis equestris is the source of this 1103-nucleotide messenger RNA. RefSeq lists its product as uncharacterized. The record is from RefSeq and is a predicted model, not a curated record. NCBI's taxonomy places the organism in Eukaryota, Viridiplantae, Streptophyta, Magnoliopsida, Asparagales, Orchidaceae.
CUUUCAACUAAAAACUUUAAGUGCGUCCCACCAAACUUUAAUGAGUGCCAAAAAUGUGGCAACGACUAGGCUUCAGAAACCCAUUUCUGAUGCUACUAUUGACCCUAAGGUGUCGUCUGCUGGCAAUAAAACCAGUUCUGUCAAAGAGAUUGUCAUAGCAAAGCAUGUUUCCAGCAAUAGACUUGGUUCCCAGUUCAUUAGCACUAGUAAGGAUGCCACUUUGGGUGAUAGCAAUCAUCCUGGUGUUCUUGACUCUGCUAUUACGAAAACAAUGGAGGUGAACAAAAGCAAAACAAAUUCUGCAAAACCAAGUGAUGCAAAGUCGGUGCGUAUUUUGGAGAAAAGGAUGGAAUGUCCUUUAAAUGUUUCAUCUAAAACAACCAACUUGGCCAGCAUUGAGAAGAAAUCUUCUUUAUCUGCAUCUUUGAAGCGGAAAAUAGACGAGCAAUCAGUUGCAGAUCUAGGAAUUUCAAGUCCCAUGGAAUGUGUCAAAGAGUCCAAUGCUAGCCAGAGGAUUUCAUUUGAAUCAUCUCCAAACACCAAAUGGAAAAUGGUUCCGGACAUCAAAAUUACAGAAAUUAUCAAGGAUCUCAACCCAGUUGCAAAUUCAUUAAAUGUUGUCACUGAGAUGGAAAAUCUACUAGCUGGAGUUUCAUCCUUUUUCAUGGCAGAUGACAAUCUAAGAAAGGCUGAAACUCUUACAAAGGAGCUCGAUAAUAUAUGCAAUAUUGUGAGAAGGAAGCACGAAGAAGCUAAGGAACUUCAGGUCCGCUCGAUAAUAAACAAUAAUGCACUGCUCUUGCUCAACUAUACCAUGCUAGAGGAAAAGAUUCAAGCGCUUCAGAAAUUUUCCUCAAGCCUGCUUAUUAAGGAAAUCUGAGGCGUUCGUGAACUACUGCUCUGUUGCCGAAGCUUCCUGUAGUACAUGCGCGUGCAAGGAAAGUUAACAAUCAUGCAUCUGCUGCUUUGAUAAUUACUUCUUUCUGGUUUCUUAUCCUUCGAUAUUAGUAACCCCACCUAAUUGGAACUGAACAAUCAAAUUACUUUAGGUUUAUUUGAAUGCUUAUACAUAAAACAUAUUUUAGAAACUGAUUGAUCUCAAU